AUGUCUAACGCAUCUCUUAAAGAGCAACGUUAUGGAAAAAAUAAUGUUCGUCUAGCCAAGGUUAUUAGAACCGGUAAAUGGCAUGAGAUAGUAGAACUUACCGUUUGUGUUCUCUUAGAGGGUGACUUCACUGCUCCAUAUACCGAGGCUGACAACUCCAAAGUUGUUGCCACCGACUCGAUCAAAAACACAAUCUAUAUCCUUGCCAAACAAUCUUCCAAUGUUCAAAAUAUCGAAGUAUUUGCUACGGAAAUUGGUCUUCACUUUGUCACAACCUAUUCUCAUGUAUCCAAGACCAACGUCUCGAUCACCAAAUAUAAAUGGACCAGGAUGCUAUUUGAUGGCAAAUUGCAUAAUCAUUCUUUUCACAGGGAUGGAGAAGAAACUCACGAUACUAAAGUUAUUGUCACUAAAAAAAAUCCUAAAGAUAUUUCAGUUCAGAUUGAAUCAGGAUUGAAAAAUUUACUAGUGUUGAAGACAACUGGUUCAGCUUUUUACGGCUUUUUGCGAGAUAAAUCGAAAGACCGUAUUCUCUCGACAAAUGUUGAUGCUACAUGGACUUAUAACAUUCCAAAUGUAGCAUCGGUCAAAAACAACAGUGCAUCUGUGCAGGCUACCUUGUUUCUCAUGGCAAAACUUGCAUUAGAAAAAAAUUCACAAAUUGAAUCUAUUCAUUAUGAAUUGCCAAACAUUCAUUACUUUGAAUAUGAUCUCGACAGUUAUUGA
Molecule: messenger RNA, 726 nt
Organism: Acaulospora colombiana
Lineage: Eukaryota; Fungi; Glomeromycota; Glomeromycetes; Diversisporales; Acaulosporaceae
Source: the annotation of a GenBank genome assembly